Messenger RNA from Cariama cristata (Red-legged seriema), 98 nucleotides. RefSeq lists its product as uncharacterized. NCBI's taxonomy places the organism in Eukaryota, Metazoa, Chordata, Aves, Cariamiformes, Cariamidae. The transcript has a single exon. The record is from RefSeq and is a predicted model, not a curated record. The annotation marks the transcript as partial.
CCACCACCACCUCCUGCCUCGCCGCCUCCCUCACCAGCACCAGCCCCUCUGCCGCUCCCUCAGCCAGAGCCCCUCGCCCUGCCUGGCCGCCCACCACA